AUGGUGGCUGAACUCAUCAUAGCAACCCUCUCCACCGUGGGUAACCUGCUGGUGUGUGCUGCCGUUGGCCUCAACAGGAAGCUACGUACUGUCACCAACUACUUCCUAGUGUCACUGGCCGUAGCCGACAUCUGCGUGGGUGCACUGGCCAUCCCUUGCGCCAUCCUCACUGGCGUUGGCGUGCCCCGCCACAACCUCUACCUGUGUCUGCUGAUGCUAAGUGUGCUCAUCAUGCUAACCCAGAGCUCCAUCUUCAGCCUGCUAGCUGUAGCUGUGGAGCGCUACGUGGCCAUCUUCCUGCCCUUCCGCUACCACACGCUCAUGACGCCACGCAACGCUAUCCUAGUUAUCCUGGUGACCUGGGUGCUGGCUUUCCUCAUUGGCCUGGUGCCCCUCAUGGGCUGGCACAAAACACCGCCCGACUCGGGCUACUGCUUCUUCGUGUUCGUGGUGGACAUGACCUAUAUGGUCUACUUCAACUUCUUUGCCUGCGUGCUAGCGCCCCUGGUGGUCAUGUUCCUAAUCUACGCCAAGAUCUUUGUGACAGUCAAGCGGCAGGUACGGCGCAUCGCAGCAGAGCGCGGGGGCGGCGUGGGGGGUGCGGAGGGGCAGGCGGCCCGGGCGGCCAGCAUGAAGAAGGAGAUAAAGACGGCCACGUCGCUGUUCCUCGUCCUCUUCCUCUUCACUGCCUGCUGGAUACCACUGCACGUCAUCAACUGCUUCCUGCUGCUCUGCCCCGGCUGCCCUGUGCCUUUGGAGCUCCUCCUCACCGCCAUUAUCCUAUCACACGCAAACUCUGCCGUUAACCCCUUUCUGUACGCGUACAAGAUGAAGACCUUCCGGAACACCUUUAAGGCCAUCUUCCUCUGCUGUAGAGCUCUAGGGGACUGGGAAGAGGCGGCCGAUGGUGGGGGGACCACCACCCACAGGACCUGA
Oncorhynchus masou masou (cherry salmon) is the source of this 936-nucleotide messenger RNA. Its product is annotated as adenosine receptor A2a-like. NCBI's taxonomy places the organism in Eukaryota, Metazoa, Chordata, Actinopteri, Salmoniformes, Salmonidae. Gene Ontology annotation, molecular function: G protein-coupled adenosine receptor activity. The record is from RefSeq and is a predicted model, not a curated record. Gene Ontology annotation, biological process: adenylate cyclase-activating G protein-coupled receptor signaling pathway; vasodilation; G protein-coupled adenosine receptor signaling pathway. The transcript has a single exon. Gene Ontology annotation, cellular component: plasma membrane. Bases 1 to 936 code for a protein of 311 amino acids.